This is a messenger RNA of Lecanosticta acicola, 3104 nucleotides long. The record is from the annotation of a GenBank genome assembly. Lineage: Eukaryota; Fungi; Ascomycota; Dothideomycetes; Mycosphaerellales; Mycosphaerellaceae.
AUGGCCAUCACGGCCGACGAGCGUAUCGAGGCCGUCCGGACCAGGUUCUUGCAAUUGAUGUGCCGAUACAGGGACACCGACAACAUGUACGCAAUGCCGCUUGCAGACGACAUCAAUCUCAUGACCCAGUGUUUCCUCGACCUGCCGUCUUCCGGAGCAGAUGCUCACCGUUAUGCUCAGUUGGACAGAAACAUGGGGAUCUUUGGUUUGUACCUGGCCAUGACCGGCUACCACAUGCUCGAAACACAGAAGGAGCUAGAGAGUACGCGACAACCCGCGUGGGUGCGAGAGAGGUGGCUGAGGAUGAAGGCAAGACAUCGGAUACGAGUGGACCAAGCGUCACGAGCAGCAGCAAGCCCGUCGAGUACGCAAUCAAUGAGUCAGUACACAGUGUCGAAGCGGAAACUUCGAGCAACUCCUCUCCAGAGCAGGAAGCCGAUGCCGAAGAAACGAAAGGGUCAAGCGAUUUCAACCUGAAUAUCGAAUUGCAAAAGCAAGGCGUCGACGAAGAUGAGGUGGGUGUUCUGAGGAGAAGGAGUUCCAAUACUUCCACCAGGAAAGAUGGCAUACUCGACACCCAAGGAGGCGAAAGCUCUUCAGAAGCGUCUGACAAUCCCGGGAUAAGUCAAAGGGCCGAAGACGACAAGACACAGGUCGCUCGCCGCCUCGUAAGAUAUCCAAUGUCUACUCGAAAGGCCGUUCAGCAAGGAGAAGAAAGGUCGGCGGAGUCAAGGCAAGCUCGAGAACCAACACGACUGAAGGAAGGCGGCGAGUUCAGUCCGGAAUACUACGACCGUUAUGUGAGGCAUGGGACUGACCGUCAGCGUCGCCGUCUACGGGCCUAUGAACAUCAGAAGGAGCGCCACAAUUACGCAACAUUGAGCGACUGGCGACUUGUACUGCAACGUCUCGAGAACCUCACGCCUCCGACUGCCGAAAGCUUCAAAAAGAAGCUUGAAACUGUGCGGCUUCCUCAAGGUAUUGUUGGGGUCUUCCGGGGCAACGCAGGCGCGACCAUUCUAGAGAUUGCGCAGAGAACAGGCAGUCAGGUUCAAGUGAUCGGACGCCGGGGGCGCUCGGUUGGAAGCAGAGAUGCGUUUUCCGCCCUCAGCUUUCUAGGAUCAAGGCUGGAGAACGAUCGAGCACUCGCAAUCAUACCUGAUUACGUGGACAUGCUGGCAGCCGAAGACGUCAAUGCAAGCCCAGACUGGUCAGACUACGACGUUGAAAGAUCAAGUAAGGAUGCGGUUGGGCUCGAUACGUCUACCAAAAAGGGUAACGAGAAUGGCUUGGCGGCAAGAAGUAUCGACGAACUGUCUACUUUCGAUGUCGAAGAUCUCGAGGAUGCAUUGGACGACAUUACCGAAAGAAAUGGCGAAGUCUCUCUUCCAACACGUGCAGUAUGGUCCCUGGACCGACUCCAGGCGCGCGAUGCUGCCCAGGAGAGCUCGCAGAGCCUGCAAGAUAAAUCUGCUAUCUCUGUGGACGCCUUUGUCAAGGCCAUCACGAGACCUAUUCCAGCACUGGUUGGGAGAAAGCUCUACACGAAGCUACCCGGCACAUGCAAAGACCAUGUGAAUGUCACCACAGAAAGACUAGUGAGCUUAUUCAGUGAUCCUGAGGUCGUUGCCAACGUUCCCUCUUCAGCAGUCACUCGGGCCAUCACAUUCUUGAUGAAAUAUCAGAAGUCAACGGAAUUUCGCGAAGUGUACUCCUCUCUUCAAGAUGGCGGAUAUAUCUUUGAUGCGACUAAUUUGAAUGCCUGCCUUGCCGCGGCGGCAAAGCAUGGUGACUUGCCGAAUUUUCGCAUCACGCUCACGACGAUGUGGCGGCAAGGUAUACAACCGACACCAAUGACGUGGGCAUAUUUCCAUCGGCUCAUGUGUCGGCGCUUCCCGUUGGAAGCUGGCAUCGUUCUGGAGGCCAUGCGUAAGCGUGGUCUCUUGCUCGACAACCACACGGCCAAUGCCAUUACCGUCAACAUGGUUGAAAACGAUCUCACCUCCCACUUGGCUCUCCGAGGCAGCCUGGACGCUUUCUACCGACUCUACGACAAUCGGUUCAGAAGCAUUCUCCGCCGCGAUGACUUCAACUGGCUUGUCCCAAACGUGGCUCGGGAGAUGGCUAAGCCAUUACUGGCUAUUGGCAAGCCUCAGGAAGCCUGGAGCGUCGUUGAGGAGAUGGAGCGGAGGUGCCAGGAAACAGCGGCCUACAUGCACACCGACGUACUCAAUGUAUUCCUAACUUCUUCGAUGCGUGAAGAAGACUUUUCGUCUGCAAUCAUCUACUUACGCCGCUUUCGCGUUGGCGAUCAUGGUGCGCUGGUGCCAGAUCGCGUAACAUAUGCGAUCCUCUUCACCCUGGCAUGGCGGCAGCGCUCCUGGAAUUUGCUCCGAGUGAUCUGGCGGUACGCAUGUGCCGCUGGCCAUGCGCCAAACAGUACAGUGAUCCGGAUGUGGAUGAGUAUGCUUGCAUGGGAGCCUGGCAAGGAAUCCUCCCCGCGAGCUGCACAGUCAAGAGAGGACAACUCCCCGCCGUCUUGUGAUAAUCUUUGGCAUGCUUGGGCUGGCAAGUUCGCGGCUGGUGCAAGUUCGGGAUUGCAAGCCAUUCCACGUGCCCGCAACCCGACUGUCAGCAAGCACGACUCUCAUUCACAAGGACUUUCCGAAGAUGCUACUGUUGGAAACAUGUGUACAUACGCGUAUUUGAAGCCAAGAGAGCACAAAAUGAUAAAAGCUGCCUCGGAUGAAGUUAUGCCCAAAGGUUCGCAAGGCCAGCAAGAAAGAUAUCAGUGGCUCAGAACCAUGCUGGACCGUGACCUUCAAGUGGUAAACAACCUUGUACCAUCUCUGGGAUUCACAGAGAUGAUAGAGGUUGCUUGGAAUCGGGACCUGGACUGGAAGGAGAGUGGACUUGGAGAGUCGGAGGGCUACGCUGAGCGAGGUAACGACAUGUUCAAGGAAAUGUUGCUGAAGGGCGUCGACGUACCGAUGGAGAUUGGUGAUUUCACACGGGACGCAAGGAGGUGGAACGUGCCUCACGAAAUGAACAGAAUUGACAAAAGAGACGGGCGUGGACCAGACGCGUACGUUCCAUUCUCCUGA